AUAAAUGCAGAGCCGCUCGCCGUGGGGAAAACAGCGAACCUGCAGAGACAAGCGAGUUGUCGAACUGCUGUCUGGUGUUCGUGAGCGCGCUUCCACGGACCCACUGCCUCCGAGGACGAACCCCUGCGGCACCGGCCUUCAGUUCCCGCUUCGGAAAGGACCGAGCUUCUGUUCGCGGAUCCCGGCCGCGGUUUUCAGGCCCGAACCUCAGCGCGGAGCGAGAGAGCAGGGCACCGGCAUGGCUAAAACCACAGCCAUCGGCAUCGACCUGGGCACCACCUACUCGUGCGUGGGGGUGUUCCAGCACGGCAAGGUGGAGAUCAUCGCCAACGACCAGGGCAACCGCACCACCCCCAGCUACGUGGCGUUCACCGACACCGAGCGGCUCAUCGGGGACGCCGCCAAGAACCAGGUGGCGCUGAACCCGCAGAACACCGUGUUCGACGCCAAGCGGCUGAUCGGCCGCAAGUUCGGCGACCCGGUGGUGCAGUCGGACAUGAAGCACUGGCCUUUCCAGGUGAUCAGCGACGGGGACAAGCCCAAGGUGCAGGUGAGCUACAAGGGGGAGACCAAGGCGUUCUACCCCGAGGAGAUCUCGUCCAUGGUGCUGACCAAGAUGAAGGAGAUCGCCGAGGCGUACCUGGGCUACCCGGUGACCAACGCGGUGAUCACCGUGCCCGCCUACUUCAACGACUCGCAGCGCCAGGCCACCAAGGAUGCAGGGGUGAUCGCGGGGCUGAACGUGCUGAGGAUCAUCAACGAGCCCACGGCCGCCGCCAUCGCCUACGGCCUAGACAGGACCGGCAAGGGGGAGCGCAACGUGCUCAUCUUCGACCUGGGCGGGGGCACCUUCGACGUGUCCAUCCUGACGAUCGACGACGGCAUCUUCGAGGUGAAGGCCACGGCCGGGGACACCCACCUGGGAGGGGAAGACUUUGACAACAGGCUGGUGAACCACUUCGUGGAGGAGUUCAAGAGGAAGCACAAGAAGGACAUCAGCCAGAACAAGCGAGCCGUGAGGCGGCUGCGCACCGCCUGCGAGAGGGCCAAGAGGACCCUGUCGUCCAGCACGCAGGCCAGCCUGGAGAUCGACUCCCUGUUCGAGGGCAUCGACUUCUACACGUCCAUCACCAGGGCGCGUUUCGAGGAGCUGUGCUCCGACCUGUUUCGGGGCACCCUGGAGCCAGUGGAGAAGGCUCUGCGUGACGCCAAGCUGGACAAGGCCCAGAUCCACGACCUGGUCCUGGUGGGGGGCUCCACCCGCAUCCCCAAGGUGCAGAAGCUGCUGCAGGACUUUUUCAACGGGCGCGACCUCAACAAGAGCAUCAACCCGGAUGAGGCGGUGGCUUACGGGGCGGCGGUGCAGGCAGCCAUCCUGAUGGGGGACAAGUCCGAGAAUGUGCAGGACCUGCUGCUGCUGGACGUGGCUCCUCUGUCGCUGGGGCUGGAGACUGCCGGGGGCGUGAUGACUGCCCUGAUCAAGCGCAACUCCACCAUCCCCACCAAGCAGACGCAGAUCUUCACCACCUACUCGGACAACCAGCCCGGGGUGCUGAUCCAGGUGUACGAGGGCGAGAGGGCCAUGACAAGGGACAACAACCUGCUGGGGCGCUUCGAGCUGAGUGGCAUCCCACCUGCCCCCAGGGGCGUGCCCCAGAUCGAGGUGACCUUUGAUAUCGACGCCAAUGGCAUCCUGAACGUCACGGCCACGGACAAGAGCACCGGCAAGGCCAACAAGAUCACCAUCACCAAUGACAAGGGCCGCCUGAGCAAGGAGGAGAUCGAGCGCAUGGUGCAGGAGGCGGAGAAGUACAAAGCCGAGGACGAGGUCCAGCGCGAGAGGGUGUCUGCCAAGAACGCUUUGGAGUCGUACGCCUUCAACAUGAAGAGCGCUGUGGAGGAUGAGGGGCUCAAAGGCAAGAUCAGCGAGUCGGACAAGAAGAAGGUGCUCGACAAGUGCCAGGAGGUGAUUUCCUGGCUGGACGCCAACACCCUGGCGGAGAAGGAGGAGUUUGAGCACAAGAGGAAAGAGUUGGAGCAGGUGUGUAACCCCAUCAUCAGCGGACUGUACCAGGGGGCGGGUGGCCCCGGGGCCGGUGGUUUUGGGGCCCAGGCCCCCAAGGGGGGCUCUGGGUCUGGCCCGACCAUUGAGGAGGUGGAUUAGGAGGAGGCUUUUCCAGACCUGGUCACGUUUGUUAUGAAAACAGAUGGGAUUCGAGACUUUGCAUUGCCAUAUAUUUGCCUUUCAUCGGCUCUCAAUUUUGCAAGCUGUUUGUAAAGUUUAGCUGUGUGUCUCUUUUGGUAUAGUUAGGAACUGCCUUUUUCAGUGUUUUUCAAAUUUGUCUCUGAAAGUAGGUGACCUAAGGACCUUGCUACUGGCCUAUAUAUAUUUUAUUUUUCAGCUGUCUACUAUUUGAGUUCAAUAUAAAGUUAGUUUGUAACUUGAUUAACUUGCUCCUCUGUAUUUUGCCUUUGUGGAAUAGCCAAUGUAUUCUGUAGAAUUAUUUCCACUGAAUGUAACUUGGUACUCUAACGGUGUCUUUCCUUUAUCUCAAGUGAAUCAACACUGCCACCCUCUGUCCAAUUUUUUUUUUUUUUUUGGUUUUGUAAAUACCAAAGUCAUGGAAUGGUUUUUUAAAUGACUUGUAUAGUGAGGAUGAAAGUAACAAUAAAAUGUUAAUAAAGUU
Pteropus alecto (black flying fox) is the source of this 2687-nucleotide messenger RNA. RefSeq names its product heat shock protein family A (Hsp70) member 1B (gene HSPA1B). Gene Ontology annotation, molecular function: heat shock protein binding; ATP-dependent protein folding chaperone; ubiquitin protein ligase binding. The record is from RefSeq and is a predicted model, not a curated record. Lineage: Eukaryota; Metazoa; Chordata; Mammalia; Chiroptera; Pteropodidae. Gene Ontology annotation, cellular component: vesicle; blood microparticle; cytoplasm. Bases 5 to 2164 code for a protein of 719 amino acids. Gene Ontology annotation, biological process: positive regulation of proteasomal ubiquitin-dependent protein catabolic process; protein refolding; regulation of mitotic spindle assembly. The transcript is spliced from 2 exons.